AAUUAAAAGCAUAUCAAUCCGCAUAUGAUCUCAAAAUGAUCUUAAACCGGCCAUGGAACCUGUAAAAGGGUUACUAUUCACAUGGUUUCUUUUCCUUCUUUUUCACUCGUCUCUUUCCAUUGACACCAUUAGAGCAAACCUACCCAUCAAUGAUGGGGACUUGAUAGUCUCCAAAAGAGAAAGAUUCGUUCUUGGAUUCUUCACUCCUGGUAAUUCUAACAACAGAUAUGUUGGUAUCUGGUAUUAUCCAGUUUCAGAGCAAACUGUGGUGUGGGUUGCGAAUAGAGACAACCCCAUUAAUGAUACCUCAGGGACAAUCUCCAUUGACGAUCAUGGCAAUCUUGUGGUGUAUAAAAGAAAUGGAACACUACCUGUCUGGUCUACAAAUUCUACUCUCACGGCCAAGAAGAGUAAUUCUGUCGCUCAGCUUUUGGAUUCUGGAAAUCUUCUUCUUCUUGACAAUUUAACAGGAGAGGUUUUAUGGCAGAGUUUCGAUCAUCCUACGCAUUGCAUGCUUCCAUUUAUGAAACUCGGGUUGACCCGAACGACAGGUAUGAACCGAUUCCUAACUUCUUGGAAGUCUCCGGAUGAUCCCGGAACAGGAAACUACUCCUACCGGAUAAACCCAGAUGGGUUUCCUCAAUUGAUGCUGUACAAAGGUUCAGUACCCAUAUGGCGAACCGGGUCAUGGACCGGGCAGAGAUGGAGCGGUGUACCCGAAAUGACUCGUAGUUAUAUCUUCAAUACUAGCUUUAUAAACAACCCAGAUGAGAUAUCAAUCACGUAUGGUGUAACUAACGAUUCAAUCAUAACAAGAAUGGUAUUGAACGAGACUGGAUUGCAGCAACGGUUUACAUGGAAUGAUCGGGUCGGUAGAUGGAUCGGUUUCUGGUCCGCCCCGAAAGAGGAGUGUGACUUUUACCAGCAUUGUGGUCCGAACAGUAAUUGUGAACCGUUUCCGGAGAAAUUUGAGUGCACGUGCUUACCCGGGUUCGAACCCAGGUUACCACAAGAAUGGUUCUUGAGGGACGGGUCGGGCGGGUGCGUACGGAACCGUGGAGCAUCCACGUGUCGAAGUGGAGAAGGGUUCGUGAGGUUGUCGCGUGUGAAGGUACCCGACACGUCAUUCGCACGUGCGGACUUGAAUUUGGGAUUGAAAGAGUGCGAGCAGAGGUGUUUGAGUAAUUGUUCAUGUGUGGCUUUCUCAAGUGCUUAUUAUGAAAGUAAUGGAGGGACAGGUUGCCUGACAUGGUAUGGAAAUUUGCUGGAUGCAAGAACUUAUCAAGCUGCAGGACAAGAUUUUUAUGUCCGUGUAGACGCAGCUGAAUUGGCUCGUUGGAGGAAGAAUGAUUCACUAGGGAAGAAGAAGAUUAUUGCGAUUGUAUUAGCUUGUGUUGCUGGAAUAUGUGUUAUAGCUGGUUCGGGGUACUGUUUGGUAAGAAGGAAAAUGAGAGAGAAGAGAAGGAUGGCGGAAUUCCCUUUCAGUUUAACCACGGGUUCAGCAUACUUAGACGACAGUGCAAAUGAGCUCGAAGAUAGCAGACAAAACAGAGAUUUACCUUUCUUUGAUCUCGCCACCAUAGCCAAAUCCACCAAUAAUUUCUCCAUUGAUAACAAACUUGGUGAAGGAGGUUUCGGUUCUGUUUAUAAGGGUGUUCUACAAAAUGGAAAAGAAAUAGCAGUGAAGAGAUUGUCAAAGCACUCUGGACAAGGAGUUGAGGAAUUCAAGAAUGAGAUUACUUUGAUUGCAAAACUGCAACACAGGAAUCUGGUAAGGAUUCUUGGUUGCUGCAUUGAAGGAUCAGAGAAGAUGUUAAUCUAUGAGUAUUUGCCAAACAAGAGCUUGGACUCUCUUAUAUUUGAUAAAACAAAAGGAUCACAGCUAGAUUGGAAUAAACGGUUUGAGAUUAUUUGUGGUACUGCUCGGGGAAUCUUGUAUCUUCAUCAAGAUUCAAGACUGAGAAUCAUCCAUAGAGAUCUCAAGGCCAGUAAUGUCCUACUAGAUGCAUCACUGAACCCAAAAAUAUCAGAUUUUGGUAUGGCAAGAAUCUUCGGAGGAGACCAAGUUGAGGGGAAUACAAAACGUGUUGUUGGAACAUACGGCUAUAUGUCACCAGAAUAUGCGAUGGAGGGUUUAUUUUCAAUAAAAUCUGAUGUAUACAGUUUCGGUGUAUUACUUCUAGAGAUCAUUUCUGGUCUAAAGAACAGCAGUUACUAUAGUGAAAGUCGCGCAGCAAAUUUAGUUGGACAUGUUUGGGAUCUGUGGAAAGAAGGAAGAGCAAUGGAGAUAGUUGAUAAGUCAUUAUGUGAGUCCAGUAGAGAUAUGGAGAUUCUGAGGUGCAUCCAAAUAGGGCUGCUGUGCGUGCAAGAACAUGCAGGAGAUAGACCAACAAUGUCAACAGUUGUGUUCAUGUUGGGGAAUGAUGCAGCUGCUCUGCCUUCUCCUAAACAGCCUGCUUUUAUCUUGAAGAAAAUCCAACAGGGAGAUGAUGUAUCUUCUAGCCAAGGAGCUGGUAGCUCUGUAAAUGAAGUUACUCUUACUUUGGUUCAGGGUCGAUAGGAAAGAAACAUUUCCAGGGAAAGAAAUAGAAUGUGGUAGGCUUCUUUAGUUGGGAUGGGGUAGUUAAAAUCUGACAUAAAAACAAAUCAAUAAAAAGAUCCAAGCAGAAGAAUAAGAUAUUCAGGGGAGCCAAGGACCUUCUAGCCAGGGAGCUGGUAGCUCUGUAAAUGAAGUCACUCGUUACUUUGGUUAGGAAGGAACAUUCCCGGCAAAAGAAAUAGAAAGAUAGGCUUUCAGAAUUUGAUAGUUAAAAUCUGUACAUAGAAGCAAAUCAAUAAAAUAAAAAAUCCAAGUAGAAUAAUUAGAUGUU
Messenger RNA from Carica papaya (papaya), 2870 nucleotides. Its product is annotated as G-type lectin S-receptor-like serine/threonine-protein kinase At1g11410. Gene Ontology annotation, cellular component: plasma membrane. NCBI's taxonomy places the organism in Eukaryota, Viridiplantae, Streptophyta, Magnoliopsida, Brassicales, Caricaceae. Gene Ontology annotation, molecular function: protein serine/threonine kinase activity; ATP binding. The record is from RefSeq and is a predicted model, not a curated record. Gene Ontology annotation, biological process: protein phosphorylation; recognition of pollen.